AUGAUAUUAGCUUUGGACCCCGGAGAUUUGAAUCUUUAUAUGGUGGAAGAUCUUGGUCGCGAAUGCUGCUCAUCGCCAUCGGACGACGAAACAGACGACGCAGACGACGUUUCCUCUCGCGAUUCCGAAACCUGCACCUCUUCUUCCUCCCCCUCGGCGCAUGGUUCUACUUCCGCAGCUCUCCACCUUCAGUCCUACCAAUCCCCCACCCCUACUCUGGAACCGAGUCACACACGACCCCCCACCUGUUCACGCAAACCCUACCCUCUCUCCCGCAACAUCUCAUUGGAAGACGAUACCCCAAUUACCAUGCCACUACCAAGCAGAAGAAUCUACCUCAUCUACCACAUUGCCAGAUUGUUAUUACAACAAGGCAUCGACGGAUUCUUUGUGCCUGAUGGGACGAUGGUGGAUAGUAAGGCAGAGGGCCAGAGGCGGCUCAUUGACAUAAACUCCGUCCUUAGGGGGAUGGUGUACGAUCUCGCAAAGUGCUUGGAGCAGCUUUUGGAGCCCGGGUUUUACAUCCGUACUUGGGCAUGCCUAGAUAAGCAACACUUUGACAGCAUCGCAUCCGAUUUCUGGGGACUCAGUAUGGUCAAGAAAUAUGCUGGGAAACAGGUGAAGAUUGGGAAGAGGUUCGUGGCGCGGGAGAAGGAGCAGGCGACAAAAGCUCCUGUCCGGAUCAAGCAAAUAUACACGAAUGUCUUUGCGUAA
Messenger RNA from Cryptococcus wingfieldii CBS 7118, 714 nucleotides. RefSeq lists its product as hypothetical. Lineage: Eukaryota; Fungi; Basidiomycota; Tremellomycetes; Tremellales; Cryptococcaceae. The coding region runs from base 1 to 714 and encodes 237 amino acids. The transcript is spliced from 3 exons. The record is from RefSeq and is a predicted model, not a curated record.